GCUAGUUGUGGGUGGUGGGGUAAGUGGUGCGGAGGUUGGAAAGGAACCCUCCAGAUACAUGCAUGACAAAAAAGACACUAACAAGCUAGACAUGGAUGUGUGCUGACGAUUAGAAAACGAACUUCAGAAGCAGAAAACAAUGCACUGGAUCAAUAUUUAGAAUAUAUUGGAACUACACUUGGAAGCUGAAGUUUGUUUAAGUCAUUUUGCUUUUGUUUGUUUUUUUAACAGGAGGGUUUACGACUGCUUUGUCUGCCUCAGUUCUUAGUGCUUCAAAUGUUUCUGAACUCUUUACUUGUGGUCAUAACUGACCUGGCUGCUGCAUUGUUGGGCAAUGCAUUAUUUCGCCGCCAUUUCCAUUUGUUUCUGUCAGCCGUGGUCAUGUUCGGACCCUUGCUGAAUUUAUGGGUAUCCCACUAUAGUAUUUUUGCGAAGAGGACCCAUUAUCUUUACAGAGUUUUUCUGCGUUCAGGCUGGGGUUGGACCUGCAUCUUUGUAGGCUCUUUUGUCUUCCUUCUGUCUUUAUCUGUUCGGCGCUCCUUAACACACACACUACGGCAUCUCUCACGGCUGGCUGUAGCAGGUGGGCUGUUGCUGGGUUUCCGUAAACUGCUUAGCUUGCUGGAGAAUGCCACAGGGAGCUGCUAUGAGCCAAUCAGUGGAGCCCAUGAGCUUGCUGUAGCAGCUAAUGAAGAAGGGCAGCCUUUAUUGUUGUUACGAGAGGGUGAGACAAAGGCUGUUUGCAUCAGUUCUGGCAUGUUAUGGCGGGGGUACGAGGUCUCUGAAGACAUCUUUCUGCUUUCUUUUUGUUGCCUGCUGCUGGCUGAGGAGAUGGCUGUGUUUGGGCCCUACUUGAACCUGGGUGGGAUCUCUGGAGCACCCCUACGCAUUCUGUUCUUAUUCUGUGUCCUGUUGCUGAGUCUCUGGUUGUUUCUACUUUUCUGUCUACUUGCAUAUUUUCCACAAUUCCCAAAUCAGCUCUUGGGAGGAGCUCUGGGGUGUCUGAGCUGGAGGGCAACAUACCAGGGCUGGUACCAUAUGGGACCAAGCUGGUACUGCCCUGGAAGGCCUGGGUUGGGUCUUUUGACAACAUAGGGACAAAUAAAAAUGGUAAAAACAAUAACAGAUAUAAAUUAUUCAAUUACUUUGAGAUAAAUAUAUUUGAUGAAUCAUGUAAUAAAGGUUCAUUUGCACA
Tachysurus fulvidraco (yellow catfish) is the source of this 1195-nucleotide messenger RNA. RefSeq names its product fat storage inducing transmembrane protein 1, like (gene fitm1l). NCBI's taxonomy places the organism in Eukaryota, Metazoa, Chordata, Actinopteri, Siluriformes, Bagridae. The transcript is spliced from 2 exons. Gene Ontology annotation, cellular component: endoplasmic reticulum membrane. Gene Ontology annotation, biological process: lipid droplet organization; lipid storage; phospholipid biosynthetic process. The record is from RefSeq and is a predicted model, not a curated record. Bases 277 to 1095 code for a protein of 272 amino acids.